CUUUAGUUGCCUAGGUUGGCCUUGCACUUGAUAUCCUCCUGCCUCAGCCUCCCAAGACAUUUGAGUAUAGUCUCUUGGCAUCACACGUGGCUUACUGUCUUCAUGGACUACUUGAUCAUAGUUGUCCCACCUGUGGUUUUAUUAGUUUUUGGUGCUGGGGUUCAAACCCAAGGCUUUUAUGCACACUAGGAGCCUGCUCUGCUUCUGAACUUCAAUACCCCUAAUUUAGCCACCACAAAUUCCACUACCACUGGGGAUUGAACCCCAGUGGUGUUUUGACCGCUGAAAUACAUCCCUGUCCCUUUUUUAUUUUAAGACAGGUCCUUGAGCCAGUCACAGUUGUGUACUCCUAUAAUUCCAGUGACUUCAGAGGCUAAGGCAGGAGGAUCUCAAGUUUAAAAUCAGCCCCAGCAAUUUAGUGAAGACUUAAGCAACUUAGCAAGAUCCUUUCAUAAAAAGGGGUGGGGAUGUGACUCAUGUUUAGGUAAAUUCAGGAGGACAGCCUCUGGAGUCACUGGAAUUAAAGGCAUAUGCCAUUGCACUUGUUUGUACGUGUAUUGACUGCAUCGAUUUUUUUGUAUUGGGGUACUUAACCACUAAGCCACAUUCCUGGCCCUUUAAAUUUUUUAUACAUGUUUUAAUUUUUAUAUAAUUUUUAGUUGGUGAAUUUAUUUUAAUAUAUCAAAUGUAUUAUCAUAAUUAUUUAUAUGUGAUGCUGAAAAUUGAACUCAGCGCCUCAUGUACUAGGCGAGUGCUCUACCACUGAGCCACAAACCCUAGCCCUAAUUUUUUUAUUUUGAGGCAGGAUCUCCCUAAAUUCCUGUCUAGCUUUGAAUUGGUAAUCAUGCCUCAGCCUCCUGGGUCACUGGAUUACAGGCAUGCACCACUGUGCCCCACCUGUGGCGGUCCUUCAAAGUGACCUUUUCCUAAUGUGCAAGAACACAUUUUCAUGAUGACAGUUUUUUUUUUUUUUUGCUGUGCUGGGGCUUGAACCCAGGGUCUCCUGCUUGCUCAUGAUGACGAUAUUAACAGUGCAUAUAAAAGCUGGGUGCAGUGGUGCAUACCUGUAAUCCCAGCAGUUUGGGAGGCUGAGGUAGGAGGAUCAUAAAUUCAAAGCCAGUCUCAGAAACUUAGUGAGGCUUAGCAAUUAAAAAAUAAAUAAAUUUUAAAAAGGCUGGGGAUGUGGCUCUGGUUAAGUGCCCCUGGGUUCAACUCUUGGUACCAAAAAAACUCACAGCAAAUCCUUUCUUGAACCUGUUGUCAUCAAUCAAAUGAGGUUAAGUAGUGAGGUGCAAAUAAUUUUGUAGAAGGUGCUAAGGGUUUGUUUUGGGAGGGGAGUUGGGGAUAUUAAAAAGGGGAUCACCAGUAGUCAUAAAAACAAUAUUUUUUUACAUCCUAUAUGUAAGAAAUUAGAUGAAAAAUAUGUCAGUGUGUUCACAUGUUUGGUCUUGUUUUUGUUUUUUUGUACUGGGGGUUGAACCCAGGGGUGCUUUAUUACUGAGCUAUACACCCAAGCCCUUUUAAUUUUUUGAGACUCUUCACCAAGCUGCUCAGGGCCUCAUCGAAUUGCUGAGGCGGGCUCAACUUGAGAUCUGUUGCUGCAGAUCCCCAAAUCACUGGGAUUACAGGUAUGAACCACCGCUGCCAUGGGCCUAUUCUUUUUUGUUUGUUUAAGAGAAUGAGUAAGAAUAAUGGGGACUGGAGAGGUUGGCCCUUGCCUGUAAUCGCAACAAUUCUGAAGGAUGAGGCAGAAGGAUUACAAGUCUGAGGCCAGCCUCUGCAAUUUGGCAAGGCCUUCUCUCAAAGGACUGGGGUAGAGUCCAGUGAUAAAGCACCUCUGAAUUCAAACCCCAAUACCAAAAAAAUAAUUGGGGUGGGGUGCCAGGUGGAUUGACUGGAGGUCAGGAGACAGGUGUGGCUCUGGAUUUGGAAAAGCUUUCUAAGCUUCAAGUUGUGAGUUGAUAGCUUUCUGAAACCCUUGGUCAGUUUUAGGACUUUGCAAUGGACUUCAGCUGGGGAUAGUGUAAUCAGCAUGGGGGCAGAGGACCCACCUUAAAGAAAAAUUUUUUAAGUUUUGAGAGUCGGAAUGCUCUCAAACCUCCCACAUUCAAGCAAUGUACUCCCCGCUUCAGUGUCCAUCUCUUGCAUAGUCCAUCUCAGGACUAUAUGCAAGCAACUUUCCCCACCUACCCCGUCAAUGCAGGGUGAGGGGGACAAUAGGGUUUGUGUCGCAGAGGGAGUCCUUGUCACCACGUAACAAUGCGCCGGGGAACUCCCCAUCAAGGGCCCUCAUUUCCACCAGAAAGACCCAAAGAGUCCACGGAAGUUGGGAUGGCGCGCUUUUACGAUUGUCCUCUGCGGCUGGAGAAGGGUUUUAUUUUGGAUGGGGUAGCAGUGAGCACAGUGGCUCGCGCCUACGGCUACACGAAACCCAAACUGUGGUCUGCGAUUCCGCCCUACAACGCACAGCAGGACUACCAUGCCCGCCGGUACUUCCAGAGCCACGUGGUUCCACCCAUUUUGCGGAAAACUCACCAGGAUCAUGGCGGUACAGGAAGGGAUGGCUGGAUAGUAGAUUAUUUCCACAUUUUCGGGCAAGGACAGAGAUAUCUCAACAGAAGAAACUGGGCAGGGGCAGGGCAUUCCCUCCAGCAGGUGACCGGGCAUGACCACUACAAUGCCAAUUUGAAGCCGACCAUGGGGUUCAACGGUAGGUUUGGCUACCGCCGUAACACCCCAUCCCUCCGCCAUCACACAUCUGUCUUCGGGGAGAUCACCCAAUUCCCUCUCUUCUGACAGCAUUGCUCCCUUUUUACAGCCUUUGACCUGAAUUUCUAAGAAAGAUGUUUAUAUGAACUCUCAAUGAUAUUUUAUAUUAAAAAAUUUUAUUUGUGUC
Sciurus carolinensis (gray squirrel) is the source of this 2896-nucleotide messenger RNA. RefSeq names its product chromosome 3 C17orf98 homolog (gene Spmap1). The transcript has 3 exons. Lineage: Eukaryota; Metazoa; Chordata; Mammalia; Rodentia; Sciuridae. The record is from RefSeq and is a predicted model, not a curated record. Bases 2260 to 2796 code for a protein of 178 amino acids.